Molecule: messenger RNA, 2760 nt
Organism: Esox lucius (northern pike)
Lineage: Eukaryota; Metazoa; Chordata; Actinopteri; Esociformes; Esocidae
Gene: sgk3
Product: serum/glucocorticoid regulated kinase family member 3
Exons: 17
Coding region: 388-1848 (486 amino acids)
Biological process (GO): protein phosphorylation
Molecular function (GO): protein serine/threonine kinase activity; phosphatidylinositol binding; ATP binding
Source: RefSeq, a predicted model, not a curated record
GACUAAUUUCAUUGGAACUUGCAGGACGAACGUCUUGAUGUUUCCUGCUUCAAGCUGCUGGUUGACAGUAGCUCAGAAUGGGUCAUAGAAAGUACAGUCUGUGCAUAUGAAUUCUCGAGUGGUUCCCCUCCUAAAUAACUGUGCCAAACACAUCGGAUUUUAACCUGGUUAACUGUCACAUUCCUUUGCCUUCAGCACUACACGGUUUGAAUAGCCCGAGGACAUAAGUCUCUCAUCUCUUGCCUGGCUUCAGUGAGCCAGUAUGGGGACGGUCCGGUCAUCCACGUGACCUGUCCGGAACCGGACGCCUUGGGGGAGCGCUGAGAGGCCUGAUCUCCGACUUAGGCUGUGACCUGUUUACCUCUGAACCGACCACUUCAGCACAGGAUGGAGGAGCAGUCCAGCUGUCCCAACGUCAGCAUCCCCUGUUACAACGAGCAGAGGGACAAGAAGAAGCGCUACACUGUUUACAAAGUGAUGGUCAAUGUAGGGAGGCACGAGUGGUUUGUCUUUAGGCGAUACGCAGAGUUUGACAAGCUGUACAACACCCAGUUGAGGAAACAGUUUCCAUCUUUGAACUUGAAAAUCCCAGCCAAGAGAAUAUUUGGGGACAACUUUGACCCAGAGUUUAUCAAGCAAAGAAGAACCGGUUUACAUGAGUUCAUUCAGAGACUUGUCUCACAUCCUCAGCUGAGCAGCCACCCUGAUGUCAGGGCAUUCCUCCAGAUGGACAAAUCUAAAAACCUGUCUGAUGCAUCAGAGGAUGAGGAUGACAAGAACAGCUCUACCUCCGGAAAUAUUAACCUGGGUCCUUCUGGAAAUCCACAAGCAAAGCCCACAGACUUCAACUUUCUCAAAGUCAUCGGGAAGGGAAGCUUUGGGAAGGUUCUCCUUGCAAAACGGAAUCUGGAUGGGAAGUAUUAUGCAAUCAAGGUCUUACAGAAAAGAAUCAUUCUCAACAGGAGAGAGCAAAAACACAUAAUGGCCGAGCGCAAUGUGCUACUGAAGAACGUUAAACACCCUUUCCUCGUCGGCUUGCAUUACUCCUUCCAGACGACGGACAAGUUGUACUUCGUCCUGGAUUUUGUCAACGGGGGAGAACUCUUUUUCCAUCUUCAAAAAGAACGGACCUUUCCGGAACCCAGAGCCAAAUUCUACAUUGCGGAAAUGGCAAGCGCACUGGGCUAUCUGCACUCCCUAAACAUAGUGUACAGGGAUUUGAAGCCAGAAAAUAUCCUUCUUGACUUUGAAGGACACAUAGUUUUGACUGAUUUCGGAUUGUGCAAGGAAGGCAUUUCCCAAACUGAGACAACAAGCACAUUUUGUGGGACACCUGAGUAUCUGGCUCCAGAGGUUCUUAAGAAACAACCGUACGACAACACAGUAGACUGGUGGUGUCUGGGGUCAGUGCUUUAUGAAAUGCUCUUUGGCUUGCCUCCAUUCUACAGCAGAGACACCCACGAGAUGUAUAACAACAUUCUCCACAAGCCCCUGGUGAUGCGUUCAGGGGCCUCCAGCACUGCCUGGUCCCUCCUGCUGGCUCUACUGGAAAAGGACGGCACACGUAGACUAGGCUCCAGGGAUGACUUUAAUGAGAUCAAAGCACAUACCUUCUUCACAACUAUCAAUUGGGAUGACUUGGAACAGAGGAAGGUCCAACCUCCAUUCACUCCUAAUGUGAAUACUCCUUAUGACAUCACAAACUUUGAUCCAGAAUUCACAGAGGAGACUGUUCCAAACUCUGUGUGUUAUGCUGACCACUCCAUAGUCAAUGCCAGUGUGAUGGAGGCUGAUGAUGCAUUCCUAGGAUUCUCCUAUGCUCCACCUUCAGACUACUCCUUCCUGUGAAAGACUCUUGUGAGGACCAGCCCGAGACUUCUGUGAAAUUGCUUUAGCUCUGUGUUAUUCUGUGGUGGAACUGACGAUACACAGAGUUUGAAUGCUUUUGUUCCAGCCUAGUAGAGCUUGUCCGUUAGUUUAAUCGGAUGUGACAAGAACAAAAGCCUACAUAACUUGUAGACUCUCGGGAACAGAACUGGAGAACACUGCCUUAACCUGUCUAGAUUUCUUUUAAUAAAAGGGAAGAAUUCAGAUUUUGGAUGAACACAUUUUGAGAAACGCCAAAGCAAGCAGAAGUUGCGAUCAGAAUGUGUAACAAGAAACCUUUAUUUUUACCUGCUAUUUAUAUAACAGAUUAUAUUUUUAAGAAGUCUUGGCCUUGUUUCUUGAUAAAACCCCAAAACAAAAUCCAGGUCUAUCAGGUUAACUGGGGGGGAAAUAAUUUCUGUUCCAGUUUAAAAGUGGACCUUGUUGCCUUAUGAUGAAAUGACAGUGUACAUAUGGUCUCUAAAUAGCUGAAAUGAAAUGUUUUAGUUCAUCUUAACAAGGUCACGGAUUUAUGGUAUAUUUAGAAACCGCUUACUGUCAGCUUAUAGUGGUUCAUUGUUCAUUUGUAUGGAUGGGGGAAUACUUGAGAUGUCACUGAAUAGAGUUUUGCGUUGACAGAGGUCAUUUCAGUUCAUAUUUUCUUUUUGAUAAAGUUACACAUUUGCUGUAAUGGCUCCAUCGGUGACUUAACAUUGCUAACAGAUGCUGCGCCAUCUGAUUUAUUUCUGUGUUUGCUUGUCUGUCUGUAUUAUAGAAAUCCUUAGAAAUACAUAACCUCAACCACAGUUUCUAACAAGUAAGUGUGGCCAACAGUCAGCGUCAUUAAUGCCUUGAAUGAUAUCUGUACAAUAAAAUAAUUCUAAUAAAACUGUA